AUGAGUAAUAUAUUUUUCACCAAUGAACGACAAAUGCCAAUUUCCUAUCUCGAUCAUAUCCAAUCUAUCUGCUUGUUAGGCUUUGUUUUCGGUGAUCCAAUAGUAACACAGAUGUUAGAUGUUCGAACAAGAAUCCAAGAGCGUCUUGAUACACAUCAGAUAAAAAUUGCGGUGUUCCUAAUUCUCGUAGUCGAUCUCCACUUUCCACCUCAAAUCCAAUUGACAAUUGAUCAAGGUUUUCAAAUGAUUAAUCAACAUUUGGAUACAUUGAAUCCAUAUGUACCUUUAGGAUACUCUAAAACAGAUCGAGCAGAUGAAUCAAUCGAUCAAUUUCCUAUCGUUUUCUUCAUAUGUUUACUCAUGCUCAACUAUUAG
Adineta ricciae is the source of this 375-nucleotide messenger RNA. The record is from the annotation of a GenBank genome assembly. Lineage: Eukaryota; Metazoa; Rotifera; Eurotatoria; Adinetida; Adinetidae.